GCAUUUUUGAUGAUUACAAAUAAAUUAUUAUAGUAUUUUUAUGAUAAUUGAGUUUAUAUUAUCGUUGAACUUAAAAACAACUACUAAUUAAAAUAUUUCUAUUUGUGGUUAAUUUUAAAAGUGUCAUAUUCCCUAUUCUGACAAAGUGGAUUAUUAUUAUAUAAUAAAUAUUUUUCAAUUAAAUCUACUAAUUAAGACAAUUUUAACAAUAUGAGUGAUGAUGAUAGAGAUAUUGAGCUGGAAACUGCUGAAAAAAGAGCACACCAUAAUGCAUUGGAAAGGAAACGCCGUGAUCAUAUCAAAGACAGUUUCACCAGUCUCAGAGAUUCAGUCCCUUCUUUACAAGGUGAAAAAGUAGCUAGUAGGGCUCAAAUAUUGAAAAAAGCUGCAGAUUACAUACAGUUUAUGAGGCGUAAAAAUGUAUCUCAUCAACAAGAUAUUGAUGAUCUUAAAAGACAAAACAAUAUUUUAGAGUCACAAAUAAGAACAUUGGAAAGAGCUAAAGCUACAGGAAAUUAUGCCAUGGAAUCAAGUGAGAUAGCACUUGAUGUUUCUGGAUCAGAAAAUUCAGAUGUUUCAGAUGGUGAAUUACAAAAAUCUAAAAGAAGGCUAAAGAAACAAAAGUUUGGUUAUUAAAUUAUCAGUUAUUUUAACAUUUUAUUUUUCAACAAACUGUAUAAUAAAUUUAAUUUGUUCAACUUGUAAUGAUAAUAAUUUUGAAAGUCUUUUAAGUGCAUCUUGUACAAAUAAAUAACACUUAGAGACGUUGGUGUUAAAAAAUAAAGAAUAAUUAUAAAAUUCUUGUAGCUUAUAGUUUAUCCUAUAGUAAUUAUUUAACUAUUUGUUGAUUAAAAUCUGUUUUUGUAUACAAUUCUUAUAUAUUUGACAUUUAGCUUUAUAGAAAAAUAUUUAUACUUCAUAAUUUUUGUAUUAAUACACAUUAUUUUACCACUACAUAUUCUUGCAAAAGUUAUAGUUAUUGAAUACAUCGAGGUGGUAUAAAUUAGAUUAAGACUAAUUACUAAAAAAUUAAAUGAUACAAUUUUUAACUAUUCAAGUAUUUUUUUAACUUUAUAGUUAUUAAUAUAUUUUGAAAAAUAGUAUUAUAGUUGUUGUUAUUCUUCUUAUCUAAACUCUUUAUAUGCGUAUUAUACCUAAGUUACUUUAUAUAAUAUUAAUUGUUUGCAGUUCAUUUUCUUAAAACUAUAGCUUGUUCACUGUUAUGAUUUAAAACUAUCAACCAUUUGUAUAUAUCUCUUUAAGUAAUUAAUUAUUAAGCUUAAAAUUUAAAAUAGUUUUUUUAUUUUUAGGAUUGAUUGAGUGUUGUUAAAAUAUAAGAUAUCUUAAUGUAUCAUAGAUGAGUUAAGUUCUUAAUUAAAAUAAAGUAACUUAUGAAAUGUCUAUAAAUAAUUUUGGCUAUUAUUACUAUUAAAAUGGUAAUGUUAUUUACAUAAAUGUAUUUUGAAUA
This is a messenger RNA of Daktulosphaira vitifoliae (grape phylloxera), 1468 nucleotides long. RefSeq names its product protein max (gene Max). The record is from RefSeq and is a predicted model, not a curated record. Gene Ontology annotation, cellular component: RNA polymerase II transcription regulator complex. The transcript has 2 exons. Bases 211 to 636 code for a protein of 141 amino acids. Lineage: Eukaryota; Metazoa; Arthropoda; Insecta; Hemiptera; Phylloxeridae. Gene Ontology annotation, biological process: positive regulation of transcription by RNA polymerase II. Gene Ontology annotation, molecular function: protein dimerization activity; DNA-binding transcription factor activity.